Lotus japonicus is the source of this 1851-nucleotide messenger RNA. Its product is annotated as protein IQ-DOMAIN 6-like. The transcript has 4 exons. NCBI's taxonomy places the organism in Eukaryota, Viridiplantae, Streptophyta, Magnoliopsida, Fabales, Fabaceae. The coding region runs from base 222 to 1439 and encodes 405 amino acids. Gene Ontology annotation, molecular function: protein binding. The record is from RefSeq and is a predicted model, not a curated record.
UACAGUUUGUCUUUCUUCUUUCUCUUCUUUUCGACCUUUUUCUUUUUUCACUAUCAUUUCAAAUUUCAAAAACCUUCUUCUUCCUCUUCUUCUUCUUAUUUCUAUAAUUCUAUCUCUUACAUAACCCAACCAAGUGCACCUUCACAACACUGCAUCAACAUCUACUUGUAGUUGCCACUUGCACCCUCCACCUCCUCUGUAAAAACCAGCUCAUUUCUUAAAUGGGUGGCUCUGGAAGAUGGUUCAAAUCACUUAUUUCUCUCAGAAAAUCCUCCACCAAUGAUCAUGAGAAGGGUGGUGAUCAGAGUAAGAGAAAGUGGAAGCUAUGGGGGAAUUCUUCAGAAGGCGUUGGGUUUGGUUCCUCCAUGAUGAAGGGCCAUGGUGGUGGUGGUGCUUCUUCUGACAAAGAAAGAGAAGCGUUUGCUGCUGCAGUGGCUGCUGUGGUGCGAACUCCUCACAGAGGCUUCAUGGUGAUCAAGCAGGAAUGGGCUGCUAUUCGAAUCCAGACUCUGUUUCGUGGCUUCUUGGCAAGACGGGCUUUGAGGGCACUGAGGGCAGUGGUGAGGCUGCAAGCUAUUUUUCGUGGCCGGCUAGUGAGAAAGCAAGCAGCUGUUACCCUAAGGUGCAUGCAGGCUCUUGUGCGAGUUCAAGCACGUGUCAAGGCAAGGAAUGUGAGCAAGUCUCCACAAGGGAAAGCUGUGCAGAAAUCGUUGAAGGAUCGUCGCAACCAAGCUGAUCCUGUUAAGCAGGCUGAGCGAUCAACAGUGGGUGCUAGUCCAAAUUCCAGAGCAACUAAACCAUUGACUCCUCUCAAGCAUCGCAGCCUAGACAAUAAGAGCUUGUUUGAUCGCUGGAUGGCGGCUAAGCCAUGGGAGAGCAGGUCGAUGAACGAUAUCCAUUUCGACUCGCCUGACAUGACUCCAGUGUCCAGGAAAGAUCAUGACCUUGUUCUUCCAUUCAAUUCAUUUCAACAAAAUAGCUUAGUCAAAGCAAGAAGGAAUGGUGUGACAACCAGAAUUUCAACUAACUCUCUCACAACUAGUCACUCAACUCCAUCAUCUUCUUCGGCCAUAAGCUCUGAAUGUAUGUAUGAUGAUAGCCCUGUAUCAGCGUCAUGUACAUCAGGAUCACCAUCUUUACCACCAUCCACCAACACUGUUAUGGUGGAAGCAAAAGAUCAGGAAAGAGGUAUUGGCAAAGCAGGCUACAUGAAUUUGACAGCAUCAUCCAAGGCUAAACUGAAAGCUUGUAGAUGUUCUCAGAAAACAAAGAGAAUAUUUUUGGAUGAUUGUCCAUCUCGAAGCACGAGAAAAGACUUUCUAAAUGGAGAUACUAGAAGCAUUUCUGGUUCCUAUCCUUCAUAUAAUAUAUGGAAGGAUCUCUAUGCAACACCUUUAAGGGCAAGUUAUCAUAAGAGAUACACAAUGGAUGAUAAGUAGAUUCCAUGACAAUGGCUUGAAUGUGUCCAUUUCAGUGAGUCCAAGUGUCCAACAACUUGUUGUCAAUUGUUCACAGAUAAGAGCUCAUUGAUGAUAGUGUAGAUAACAUAAGUUGUUUGGUUUGGCAUGAAGAUGAAACAGCUUACUGUUUCCAUUUGUCAGGUGAUUUUACGCAAAUUUAUAGUUUUCCCCCUCUUGUUUAUGGGUAUGUUCAUGUUAUUUUUUAUAAUUUGCUCCUCUACGUUAUACUAGCUGAAAAACUGAAGUAUGAAGUAUGAGCUUAAGAUAAGACACAUUCCUGACUUGAAGCUUUUGCAUAAAAGCAUGGAUGCAUUUUGUGCAACUUAUGUUUGUAGGUUAAAAACAUUGGAUGUAGUAUGUAAACAUUGGUUUAAUGGCAUAACAUUUUUAA